Mya arenaria is the source of this 1760-nucleotide messenger RNA. Its product is annotated as tubulin alpha-1A chain-like. NCBI's taxonomy places the organism in Eukaryota, Metazoa, Mollusca, Bivalvia, Myida, Myidae. The coding region runs from base 144 to 1505 and encodes 453 amino acids. Gene Ontology annotation, molecular function: GTP binding; structural constituent of cytoskeleton. The transcript is spliced from 3 exons. Gene Ontology annotation, biological process: microtubule cytoskeleton organization; mitotic cell cycle. The record is from RefSeq and is a predicted model, not a curated record. Gene Ontology annotation, cellular component: cytoplasm; microtubule.
GUCUGCUGCUUGCCUAGGCACCCUCGUAACGGGCGGUAUAAAAAGAGCGAUGUCGUCUGCUGGCGCACAUAACAGCUUGGAAUCUAAGCUCCACAGAACCAUCACGUCGAGUGGAUCUCCAAGACUCAACAUAAUUUCACAAAAUGCGUGAAUGUAUCUCUGUCCACGUCGGCCAGGCGGGCGUUCAGAUGGGGAAUGCUUGCUGGGAGCUGUACUGUCUGGAGCACGGCAUCCAGCCCGACGGUCAGAUGCCCUCCGACAAGACCGUCGGUGGUGGUGACGACUCCUUUAAUACGUUCUUCAGCGAGACGGGCGCCGGGAAGCACGUGCCUCGCGCCGUCUUCAUUGACCUAGAGCCUACCGUUGUUGAUGAGGUCCGCACCGGCACAUACCGCCAGCUGUUCCAUCCCGAGCAGCUGAUUACCGGCAAGGAGGACGCCGCGAACAACUAUGCCCGCGGUCACUACACCAUCGGGAAAGAGAUCAUCGAUCUCGUUCUAGACCGGAUCCGGAAGUUGGCUGACCAGUGUACCGGUCUCCAGGGCUUUCUCAUAUUCCACUCCUUCGGUGGCGGCACUGGCUCUGGCUUCACCUCCUUGCUCAUGGAACGCCUGUCCGUCGACUACGGCAAGAAGUCCAAACUGGAGUUUUCCGUCUACCCGGCGCCCCAGGUGUCUACCGCUGUCGUUGAGCCGUACAAUUCCAUCCUGACCACGCAUACCACCCUGGAGCACUCCGACUGCGCCUUCAUGGUUGAUAAUGAGGCCAUCUACGAUAUCUGCCGAAGGAAUCUUGACAUUGAACGCCCGACCUACACCAACCUGAACAGGAUGAUCGGCCAGAUCGUCUCCUCAAUCACUGCCUCCCUUAGGUUCGACGGAGCCCUUAACGUAGACUUGACCGAGUUCCAGACCAACUUGGUGCCGUACCCCCGCAUCCACUUUCCUCUGGCCACAUACGCUCCCGUAAUCUCUGCCGAGAAGGCUUAUCACGAGCAGCUUUCGGUUGCAGACUGCACGAACGCUUGCUUCGAGCCGGCCAACCAGAUGGUGAAGUGCGACCCCCGUCAUGGCAAAUACAUGGCCUGCUGUAUGCUUUACAGGGGUGAUGUCGUACCCAAGGAUGUCAACUCCGCCAUCGCUACAAUAAAGACAAAGAGGACCAUACAAUUCGUCGACUGGUGUCCGACCGGUUUCAAGGUCGGCAUCAACUACCAGCCGCCAACCGUCGUCCCCGGUGGCGACCUCGCCAAGGUGCAGCGCGCCGUGUGCAUGUUGAGCAACACGACCGCCAUCGCCGAGGCCUGGGCCCGUCUGGACCACAAGUUCGAUCUGAUGUACGCAAAGCGCGCCUUUGUCCACUGGUAUGUUGGAGAGGGUAUGGAAGAGGGAGAGUUCUCUGAGGCCCGUGAGGAUCUGGCGGCUCUCGAGAAGGACUACGAGGAGGUGGGUGUCGAUUCCGCCGAUAACCAUGAAGAGGGUGAUGAGGAACCGGAAGAAUACUAGAACACUGAACACACACUCACAUCUUCCCAAUAUUCAAGAACAAGUUGUGUUAGAAUGGCAUGCGCAUGUUUAUAUAGUUCAUGAUUUUAUUCUUAGUAAAUUCAAAUAUAUCGCAGAAUGGACAAUACUUUGACAACAAAUUUGGUAUGCAUUCAAUGUAUAUUCUGACUUGUGAAAUACAUGAAAACGAAACGGUAAAAACGAAUAAGAAAACAAAAUUGAUAUAAACAAAGAUAACAUAAAAGUCUUGUUUUA